This is a messenger RNA of Darwinula stevensoni, 1320 nucleotides long. NCBI's taxonomy places the organism in Eukaryota, Metazoa, Arthropoda, Ostracoda, Podocopida, Darwinulidae. The record is from the annotation of a GenBank genome assembly.
AUGGAAGGGCGGAGGAGGAUGGCGUGGGCCGAGUCUCGACGGGGAGGUUCUGAGAAGUUCUCCGUCGGGGUGAGGAUCAUCUGCUACCUGACGACGUUCAGUGGAGGAUUCUAUUUUGCCAACAUCGGUGGGAACCGACCGCUGAAGUUCCGGCUUUUGUCAUGGAGGACGCUCUGGUCCCUCAUCCUCAUCGGGGCCUUGAUAUACAAUCGAUACCGCCAAUACACAGACUCCAAGGAAUUUUUCGAGGCGGGCCUGAAAGCAAAUUUUUUCUCGGAAACGGACGUGAAGGCCAAUUACGUUCAACUCUUCGUGCUCUUCUUGGCGGCGCUGCUCUCGAUCGUCUACUGGAUCGUGCGAGGUCAGGCCCUCUGCGACCUGUUCGAUGAAGCCUGGGAACUGGAUCGUCAGAUGGGAACGGACGAACGACGGAGGUGGCUGUGGGUCGUUGGCAGCGUCGUGUCCAGCAGCGUGUUUGCGGUGGUGGUUGCUUUCGGGAGUCCGGCCGUGAAGAUUUCGGCGUGGAAGGCGCUGGAUGUCUUUGCGCUGGUGGUCGUUGGGCUGAAUGGGGUGACUCAGCCGUUGCUCUACGCUUGGCUUUCUUCUCAGAUCGUCCGGUUUCAGCAGCAUAUGAUGACAGAGAUGCGGGAGCAGAGGACAACCGGAGAGGAGUGGCAGGAAGAACGAAAUCGGCUGGAAUCCUUGACGAAAAAACUUAACCGGACUUACGGACCCCUGGCGAUAAUCCAUCUUGCCCGCGAUGCCGUCCUUGUUUCGAUAGUCGUUUUUCUCUUCAUCCGCUCCGUCGCCGCCUACGGUCUGGGCGCAUUAAUGAUGGUCACCCUCUGCACCGCCUCGGUCUGUUUCGUGGUCCCCAUCCUCAUCUUUCACCUUGCUGCCGAACAGGUUACCAUCCAGGAAGAUCUGUUAUGGAGAACGACGGCUGCCGCCUGCACAGCUGCGGGAGUCAAGAUUUCGGUCGAGUCUCCCAAUGGAACUUUAUCGCACCUGGACAUUCCGACCUCAAGGAAAGAGAAUCGCCUGUUGAUGGAGGCAGACGGCUGCUACAAGCUGAGGCGGAUCCGCCCCACGGCCGCUGGGUUCUUCGGCUUGGGACAUGGCCCCCUGGCAGAGUUGACCGACGUGAUUCUCACCUACCUCAUCGUCCUGUUCCAAUUCAGCCAAGAUGACUACAAGCUUAGCGGGUGAUCAUGGUUCAUGGAUGUUCACGUUCUGGGGUACACAGCAAAUCCUCGUCCAUUACACGCUCGUCGUCGUGAUAAAAAACUCUAGCGAAUGGAGUAAUUCACGGCAUUGCAA